AUGCUCUUGCGAAUUUCCUUUCUAGCCAUCUUCGUCCCGGCUCUGGCGGAGCAGAAAAGUUUCGAUGAUGCCGUCAGUAGCCUGGAUGCGGACUGCCUUUGUCCGAUAUACACUGCUCUAUCACAAUACACAUUCGCUGGUAUACCUGCUGGUGGAAGCUAUAACCAUUCAAUAUCGGUGACGGCCUUCUUUGCCGAAGAAAGCUAUAUACAGACUUUGACGAACUUUGACAGCAUAUGCAACAGCACCGUGGAAAUCGCUUCUAUGUAUGCGAGUGCGAGGGCAAGGUGUGAUGGAGGUAGUCCAGCCGCUAGCGUAUCGUUCUGGCAGGAGUUGUGCGAUGUCGACAUUUCAUCGCUUGAGGUCAAUGGAUCCACAACUUACACUUCAAUGCCUAUUGUUGAUCCAGAUGUCAAUACAACUGCCUCUACUGGAACCAUAGAAUAUCCCAUUCUCUUGAGUGAGUCAUACUAUAAGCGGGCAUACAAAACAUGUGUAAUUCAUGAUAAAGCACUGGGUCAGGAUAUCCGCUUUGGCUGGGGACUUAUGGGGUACUGGGCAGCUAUCCUGGUAUUUGGAAUGGCGCAGAAGAUCCUCGGCCUUUGGUCUGCUAGGCGGGCUUUUGACUCAGGCAAGGAUACUGAAGCCAAUGCAGUCUCUAGACCCAUAGAAUGCAAGCAAAUCCCUACCCCGCUGUCUUCAAUCUCUUAUGCUUUGCGUACCCAUAUUGUUGUCCCAGCAAGCUUCACCCCUAUAUUUUCUCAUUACCAGCGACUUCUCUACGGACAUAGUGUCCCUAAACGACUUGAUUUUCUAAUUGUUUCCGGAUUCUGGAUUCUCUGUGUCCUCUUAGCUUGUGUCAACUACAAUGGAGCUAUCAGGACAUCGACCAUGCCCCAGCGCAAUUGGCAUUAUACGUCCGAUCGGACGGGCAUUCUCGCGUACGCUUGUCUACCGUUCUUGUGGCUAUUUAGCGGGCGCAACAACAUCUUCCUCUGGGCAACCAGCUUCGACAUUCAAUCCUUCAGCACGUUCCAUCGGCAUAUUGCGUGGGCGUGUACGCUACUUGCCAUUGUUCACUCGAUUGGUUAUAGCAUCAUUUUAGCAGACUAUGAGGACGCAUACCAUGAAGCAUGGAGCCACAAGCCGUGGUACAUGGGUGUAAUAGCCAUUAUUGCCAUGUCAGUAUUGUUAAUUCACUCUGUCACCUGGCUACGCCGCAGUUGGUACGAGGUAUUCCUCCUUUCCCAUAUCAUACUCGCCAUUGUCAUUAUCUAUGCUCUAUUCCAACACACCCGCCCCGACGGUCCCCAGUGGAACCCCUACCUCUGGACCGUAGUCGCAAUAUGGAUGUUCGAUCGCAUUUUUCGCAUAGCCCGGAUCGCAUACUGCAACCUCCAUAUCCGAUUUAGCGAACCACAGAUCUCCCUCCCAUCAUCAUCGGUCACAUACAAUCCUGACAGCGAUCUGAUAAUGAUAGAUAUUGAGGCACCUUCACAUCUUACUCCCAAACCAGGUCAACACUACUUCAUCUCGCAACCACUCAGUGUACAUUGUUUGGAAAAUCACCCGUUUGCACUGGGUGCAUACGCCAAAGCAUCAUCCCGUUCGCCGAAGGAGAAAAGCAGGUUGACCUUCUAUAUCCGUCCUUACAAUGGAUGGACGAAGACCCUCCGUGAUCGUUGCACCAGGGCCAAAAAUACCAUACAACCACUCCUUCUACUAGAAGGCCCAUAUGGCCACACGGCACCGCUGCAUACCUUCAACACGGUGCUUCUGAUUGCCGGUGGAACGGGUAUCGCAGCUACGCUGCCAUAUAUACUCGAUCAUGCCGCUCGGCUAGAAACCCAAGCCACGAAAACGACCAGACUCCAUCUUAUAUGGUCGGCUCGUCAGAGGGGUAUGUUCAAUACUGUACUCUCUGGCGAACUGAGCCACGUGUUGCAAUGCGAGGGUGUCACUAUAAGCUUUUUCUGCACUGGUGGUGAUCCGAUGUCACCGAUUGAGAUUGAAGCUAUCGAUAAGGAGGUUGCUAUUAACUCUACAUCAAAUAUACAUUUCUGCAAUGGUCGUCCUGAUAUCCGUGGAGCUGUGGAAAAUGAAGCAGAAAUCGCUCGCGAGUGCAGCACGAGGCUUGCGGUGCUUUGCUCUGGACCGGGUAUGAUGGCAGAUGAGUGUCGGUUAGCGGUGUAUGAGGCCAUGAGAAGGGGGUGUCGCGAGGUACGGUACUUUGAGGAGGCAUUCACUUGGUAG
Aspergillus welwitschiae is the source of this 2253-nucleotide messenger RNA. RefSeq names its product ferric reductase family protein. NCBI's taxonomy places the organism in Eukaryota, Fungi, Ascomycota, Eurotiomycetes, Eurotiales, Aspergillaceae. Gene Ontology annotation, cellular component: plasma membrane. Gene Ontology annotation, biological process: iron ion transport; intracellular iron ion homeostasis; copper ion import. The record is from RefSeq and is a predicted model, not a curated record. Gene Ontology annotation, molecular function: ferric-chelate reductase activity. The transcript is spliced from 6 exons. Bases 1 to 2253 code for a protein of 750 amino acids.